Messenger RNA from Phyllotreta striolata, 1458 nucleotides. The record is from the annotation of a GenBank genome assembly. NCBI's taxonomy places the organism in Eukaryota, Metazoa, Arthropoda, Insecta, Coleoptera, Chrysomelidae.
AUGCUGCGUAAUUUGCAAAACAUAUUACUGUCCACUUCUUCUGGAUUUCAGUUACAUUGGUUUCGAAAUUUUACAUCUACAGAAAUUUCCACAGCUUUGAGACCUUUUUAUUUUACCGUUCACCCCGAUUUGUUUGGACAAUAUCCUAUUGAAAGAGCUAUAAAUGAAUCUUCUUUGCAACAGUUAAGUUCCAUUUUAGAAAAUAUUCAAACCUCCAAACCUAUUCGACCGAUUAAUUUAGAUUUUUAUAUUAAGGAUAAAUCACAGGAAAAAGGGACUUUUCGUCUUAUAAAGAUUAAUAUUAGAGGUAAUGACAUCCGCUCAACUUUGACUAAUAUUCUUAAAAGUAGCGGGCUUCCAACUGAUUACGUUGAAAGUAUUGUUCAACAACCUCCAAUAGUACACCAAUACAAUUUAAAGGUUAAAUAUCAAAAUGACAUUGAUUUUACAAAAAUGAACGAAAAUCAUCCAAUUUAUGCCCAUAUUAAGAUGCAGAGAGACAUUAGAGAAGCUCAAGAAAAUUUAAAAUUGAGCAACUAUUUAGUAAAGAAUUUUUCCGAAGCUCUAAUAAAAUCUCGCAAAAGCGACUUGCAUAGAGAAGAAGUUAAAAAAUUACAAGAAUAUUUAACAGAGACAUUGCAAGUUGCUGAAAUUCGCUGGGAGAAUCACUGGAAUGAGGAACACUAUAAAGGCUGCCUGUUAAGUUUUGAAUCUUUGUUAAAACAUCACCCUAAUAUUAAAGACAUUUUAAAAGGAAGAAUUCUGGUGUUUUCUUCAUUUACUGGUUUAAGCUUAGAUGGACAUAUAAUGCUCAAUAGUGGAGAAGUACGUCACAAUUGGUUGGAUUUCAUAAAAAAUGUCGAUAAAUACGAAGCAGCCCUAAAAAGAAUUCCAAUAUUUGAAAAAUCGUUGUCGCACGUCUUAAGGAACAUAAAAGUUUCCCGUAGGAAAUUCAUGCCGAAAAUAAUGGCAUACCAGUACGAACAAAAUCUGAAACAAAUAACCACAUCACUGAGUGAUUAUGUUGGUCGUAAACCGUUUCCGAAAGAGUGGCCAUCGAGUUUAGAAAAUUUUGAAAUCGUCGUUGAAACAGAAGCUGGUCCUGUUAUGGUUUCGCCUACUGGGCAAUUCAUUGUACCUUCCACAAUACCCGGUUCGUUGUUAGUUAAUUUUAUAACUAAUAAUUUAAAUGUAGCUAGCGAAAAAAUGAACGAAUACAAAAGUAACAAACAUUUGGAACGGGCCUUAGUGAAAACUUGCCUAGAAGAGUUAGAUUUGGCCGUUUUGAUGAAAGAAGACAACGUUACUCCGGAUCAAAUGAUCAAGUGCUGCAACAAAUUGUUGGAGAACAAAAGCGUUAUUUGCCUCUACACCAAAGAUCUGCGAUUAAGUAUAUCCAGUUAUUAUUCAGUUUUAUCUGAUGGUUUAGUUUGCAUACCUUGGAAUUUCGUAUUAUGA